ACGUCGUAGCUCUCCGAUGUACUAACGGCGCAUUGUUGAACGCGAGGUAUAUCUUUAUACGUCGCCAAAAAAAGAAGAUAAAGUGAAGCGUCCCGAUGGCAGCGAGGGUUGGACUGGCCAUGAAUCCGCCGCACACGACCGACGAGCGGGCGGUGUUCACGCAGCUGAAGCCGGUGAGGAUGCCCCCCGCGGAGGACCCGACCGUGUUCGAGGACGUCAAACCCGGGGUCCGGUUAGAGUUGGACAAAUACCUCCCGCCGGUCAACAGUCCUCUCCUGAGUAACCUCAUCGAGUCCGUGGACAGGAAGUACCGCCGGGACAGCGCCUCCGUGGUCGACGACUUCUUCUCCGAGGACAAAGGCGCGGCGUUGCCCUACAGCCUCAACAUCAACUUCAUCCUCCCCAACACCACCCACCUGCGCACCGGCCUCUACCGGCCCAACGCCGCCGCCAGGACUCUCCCGCCGCAGCUCAUCAAGACGGAGCCCGGGCUGGAGGUGCCCUGCUCCGUCUCCACCUCCACCCAGGCGCUGCCGGACUUCACCUCCGUCUUCAGCGUGUCGCCCGUCGUCAACAACGUGUUCAUCAAGCCGGACGCGAGCUCCGGCGAGGUGGCGAGCGUCCCCGCCCAGCAGCAUCAUCAUCAUCAUCAUCAUCACCAGCAGCACGUGGACAUGGAGCUGCACAUCGGGCCCCCGGCCCCCCAGUCGCAGGUCUACCACAUGCCCAUCACCGGCUGCGCCGACCUCACCAUGACUCUGUCGCACGCCAGCCCGUCGGCGCACGCCUCCACGAGCGGCCGGACCAUGCUGAACCUCAGCAACGUGGCGUCGUCGACGGGCGGCGGCGGCGGCGGCUACGCCACGGCGGAGCAGCAGCUGGCGCAGCACCGCGGUUACUACCAGGCGUCGCCGGGCAACUCGGCCCGGCACGCGGCGCCGCACAGCCUGCCGCCGUCGCCGCCCAACUCUCAGCCGGGGAGCCCCGACGGCCCGCCGCAGCUGCUGCCGCCGCCGUACCAGCGCCGCCUGGACGGCAUCAAGGUCACGGGGCUGUCCCCGCACGCCAUGCUGAUGACUCACGGACAGGGAGUCCUGACGGGCCCCAAAUACAACCGGCGGAACAACCCCGAGCUGGAGAAGAGGAGGAUCCACUUCUGCGACUUCCAAGGCUGCUCCAAAGUGUACACAAAGAGUUCUCAUCUGAAGGCGCACCAACGGACGCACACAGGCGAGAAGCCGUACCGCUGCACGUGGGAGAGCUGCGACUGGCGCUUCGCCCGAUCGGACGAGCUCACCCGGCACUACCGGAAACACACCGGAGCCAAACCCUUCAAGUGCGUCGCCUGCAGCCGCUGCUUCUCGCGCUCCGACCACCUGGCGCUGCACAUGAAGCGCCACCAGAAUUGAGCGCCGCGCGGCACGCCGGCCCACAGAACGUAACCCACGCGGUACCACAAUCACCCCUGUUCACACACGCACACAGGGUUUAGCUCCGGUGCUCCAUGCUAAUGCCAGUCGGCGGCUAACGGUGUCCUGAGUAAAAUAAAAGUGCAAGGAAACUUCUUUUUUUGAAGGAUUUUCAGAUCGAAACGUCUGUUGUGGACGUUUCAGGUGAACUCGGACAGUUUCACUCACUGUGGCGAUAAACCCGUGACUCGGAGUGGAGGGAACUUUAUUUUAUUUAAUGUUUUAUAUAUUUUUUUAUUUUUUAAACAUUUUUAAUCCAACAUUACCAAUAUUUUAAAUAAUAACUAAAUGAGGCCUCGGGUCUUUACCACCUCGGCGUGACCUCACCGGUCUGCCCUCCAGUCACAGAUUGUUCAGUCACAUGACCUUCUUUUUUUAAUCAAAGAUCUGGUUCAAGCAAACACAGAGUGACUUUUUUUAAUCUAAUUAUAAAUUGUGUAAUUUCUUCUUCUCCUUUAUUAAAGAAAACUUUAGCCGACCGUUUUUCUUUUGGGUGGGGGGGGUCAGAGUUUGGUUGUUAUAGCGUUGUUUUCAGUCAACACGCCGUGAGCCGGAGUCUUACCGCCAGACAUCCUGAUCCACCGGGGGCUCACAGGUGAUUUGGGUGUCUGGUCUCAUCACUAAACUGUUGAAAAACAUGCACUGGUCCAACUGGUUUGAACACACUUUCACACACACACUUUCACACACACUUUCACACACACGAACACGAAUCACACACACUCGACUUCUGCAAAUAUGGGUCAUCGGGACUGCGGCGUCAGCCUCCUGCUGAUUACAUCGUGGAGACACUUUCUUCUCUUGUCAACAACAUCAACAUGAACUUUAUGAUUUCCCAUAAAUCCACCACCACCACCAUCAUCUUCAUCAUCAUCAUCACCAUCACCACAGCCACCAUCUUGUAUAAGGACGUAUGGACGUUCAGGGCGCUGCCGUUGUAAAUACCUGUUUAUAUACGUGUGCAUACUUGUGUCGGAGAAUACAAAGAAUGUAAUGAGAUUCAUACUUGACCUUUUUCUUUUUCUUGUUUUUUUUUUUUUUUACAUCAAAUGUUAAUUUGAGUAUUAUUCCAUGUUGAAUUUCCCUUUUUAAGAGUCUUGAAGAAAAAAAAGAAGAAGAAAAAAUAAUAAUUGGACCCAAUCAGAGAACUCUCCAUGGAAAAGUUAAUAAUCGCCUCGCUGUGCUCGUACAGGUAAUAAUACCUGUCGAGCUCGCAGAGCGGAGGGAUUCGCCAAUGUUUGUAUCCGUGACACUGCCCGUUGCCACGGCGACCGAGCUCCUCUGACGACAGUUUGCGGUUUUGCUCGCAGUUUUCUUUUGUUUUUCUUGUUUUCCUCCCGUAGUUCUGUUGCAACACUUCAGCUGGAGGGAGUCGGCCGGGCGGAUCGAGCCUGUUACGUUAUCCUGAUCGAUCAGGGAUCAAUAAUGAAAGGUGAAAGGUUUUGAAGCCCGACGUCACUGCAUUUCUUUGCAGCGGCGCAGCUAGAAUGUUUUCCAACGACAGGAAGUACAAGAGGGGAAAUGUUCCUUUUGUUGUUGUUGUUGUUGCACGGAACAAAUCGAGACGAGCGUGACAACCUUCAGGAAACUUUAGAUGUCUUCCCAGCGGAGCUCCAACGAUCACCCAUGAACAAAAAAUACAGAACGAACAAGAUCGUUCGGAAGCAGAGAAACACGUCACCCGGAUUAUAGUUUGACAUUUUAUUAUGAACUCACCUUCUCUUCACUGUUUCUACCACUUUGUGUGUGUGUGUGUGUGUGUGUCCAAACCUCUUCUAUCUACACUAUGAUUGUUUUAAAGAAACGAGUUCUCCUGCUGACCACCCACUGUGUACAUAACUGUAGUUCUAGUUUUCAGACUUUUUGUAAAUAUUGUCUUGUUUUUUAUUCCCUUUUAUAAUAUUAAUAUUUCUUUUUUCUUUCUUUUUUUUAUAAUGGGCUUUUAGAUCAGUUGUACGUGAACGCUCGUUUAAUUUAGUUUUGAUACUAGCGUGUAAGAGAAUUUAUCAGUUUUGUGUACAAACUGUUGAGAACAACAACGCUUUUCAUUUCUGUUUGUGCGAGAUGCUGCAAUGAAAUAAAAAAAGGAUUCAUGAAAUAAAAGCA
This is a messenger RNA of Pseudoliparis swirei, 3575 nucleotides long. RefSeq names its product Kruppel like factor 5 like (gene klf5l). The transcript has 4 exons. Gene Ontology annotation, molecular function: RNA polymerase II cis-regulatory region sequence-specific DNA binding; DNA-binding transcription factor activity, RNA polymerase II-specific. The record is from RefSeq and is a predicted model, not a curated record. Gene Ontology annotation, biological process: regulation of transcription by RNA polymerase II. Bases 96 to 1409 code for a protein of 437 amino acids. Lineage: Eukaryota; Metazoa; Chordata; Actinopteri; Perciformes; Liparidae.